CCCCAUAAUUAGAGUGUUCUAAAAUUAAACACAAAAUAAAGGUGUGUCACGUUUCCCGAAGUUUCUAGAGUCCCCACCGAAGUUCUCCAAAUCGUGGCUUGCAGACCAAGUACUGCCAUUCAAAUUCGUUUCUUCCUCUAAACCUCCUCCCUUAAUUUUGGCAUUUUGGCUCCUAUAAAUUCACCCCCUCCUUAUCCCUAAUCCUUUGUCUUCCAGAUUUUCCUUUAAAGCUCGUUUUUCCCAUUUCGUCGCCUUCUCUCUUCAUCUCAAGAUGCAAAUAUUCGUAAAAACUCUCACUGGCAAAACAAUCACCCUCGAGGUGGAAAGCUCUGAUACAAUUGACAAUGUAAAGGCAAAAAUUCAAGAUAAAGAGGGCAUUCCACCCGACCAACAGAGGCUUAUCUUUGCUGGUAAGCAACUUGAGGACGGCCGAACGCUUGCCGAUUACAAUAUCCAGAAGGAAUCUACACUCCAUUUGGUGCUUAGACUUCGCGGUGGGAUGCAAAUAUUUGUGAAGACCCUUACUGGCAAAACCAUUACCCUUGAGGUGGAAAGUUCUGAUACCAUUGACAAUGUCAAGGCUAAAAUUCAAGACAAGGAAGGUAUACCACCUGACCAACAGAGACUUAUUUUUGCUGGUAAGCAGCUCGAGGAUGGUCGAACUCUCGCUGACUACAAUAUUCAGAAGGAAUCUACUCUGCAUUUGGUUCUUCGUCUUCGUGGGGGUAUGCAAAUUUUUGUGAAAACCUUAACCGGGAAAACAAUUACCUUGGAAGUGGAGAGCUCUGAUACAAUUGAUAAUGUGAAAGCUAAGAUCCAAGAUAAGGAGGGUAUUCCACCGGACCAACAGAGGUUGAUUUUUGCUGGUAAGCAGCUUGAAGAUGGCAGGACUCUGGCAGAUUAUAACAUUCAAAAGGAAUCAACGUUGCAUUUAGUGCUCCGAUUGCGCGGUGGAAUGCAGAUUUUCGUGAAGACAUUAACAGGGAAGACAAUCACAUUGGAAGUCGAAAGUUCGGACACCAUUGACAAUGUGAAGGCGAAGAUUCAAGACAAAGAGGGGAUUCCUCCAGAUCAACAGAGACUGAUCUUUGCUGGAAAACAAUUGGAGGAUGGUCGGACAUUGGCUGAUUACAAUAUCCAGAAAGAGUCCACACUCCACCUUGUCCUCCGCCUGCGCGGUGGCUUUUAGGCGGCUCCGAUGCCCUCUGACCCUCCUGGGAUGGUUUAGUAGUAAUAAAACUGGACCCAAAACUACUUUUAUUUUAGUAUGGUAUAAAAUAUAAUAUGUUGUAAUAUGGCCUAAUGGGUCAAGGACAACUUCUAAAAUGAAUGUUAUAUAAAUAACACAGUAUUGUGUAUAAACAAAGAACGAUUUGAUAAUAAUAACAAUUAAGAAAAAGAAAUGUUUCCAAGUGUUCAUUUUC
Messenger RNA from Cucumis sativus (cucumber), 1424 nucleotides. RefSeq names its product polyubiquitin. Gene Ontology annotation, molecular function: protein tag activity; ubiquitin protein ligase binding. Gene Ontology annotation, cellular component: cytoplasm; nucleus. The transcript has 2 exons. Lineage: Eukaryota; Viridiplantae; Streptophyta; Magnoliopsida; Cucurbitales; Cucurbitaceae. Bases 272 to 1189 code for a protein of 305 amino acids. Gene Ontology annotation, biological process: modification-dependent protein catabolic process; protein ubiquitination. The record is from RefSeq and is a predicted model, not a curated record.